Molecule: messenger RNA, 1930 nt
Organism: Polypterus senegalus (gray bichir)
Lineage: Eukaryota; Metazoa; Chordata; Cladistia; Polypteriformes; Polypteridae
Gene: cdca7b
Product: cell division cycle associated 7b
Exons: 10
Coding region: 60-1421 (453 amino acids)
Biological process (GO): regulation of DNA-templated transcription
Cellular component (GO): nucleus
Source: RefSeq, a predicted model, not a curated record
CUCAUUCAUCCUCUUUCUGUUUGAAAACUGGAACGUAUUUUCUGUGCUUAGGUCAACUCAUGAACAUGCCUGUGUACACCAAGCUACCAAAAGAGCUGGUAGAGAUUUUUGAAACUCCCAGUGAUGAAGAGGAGGAAUUCAAAGGCUUUAGGAGCUCUUUGGAAAUGGAAACCUCAUCAUCUGAAGACAGCAGAGACAGCUUCCAGUCAGGCGAGCUGGGAAAGAGGAACAUACAUUUUCAGUCCAAGUAUAUCACAGAUGAAUUAAAGAAAAUUUUCACAGAGGACACAGAAACAGAAGAUGAGGAGUUUGAAGGAUUUGUGGAGCCCAGUUUUGAGUUGAACAAAAGGAUGAAGUCUAUGUCCAUGCAUCCAAAUAAAGGUGGUGAGGAAGAUGGUUUCUCUUCAGAUGAAGACCAAAUUGCCACCCGCAAAAAACGAAGUUCUGGUCUUUGUGUGGCUUUUCGUUUUCCACUCAAGAAGUCUUUAGGGAAGCAGACAAGCUUGGUAAAGCAUGAACUAUCAGACUCUGAAUCUGAAAAGGAGCGAAAUGGACUUCAGAGAAGUCGAACAAAGCUGGGAAGAUGUGGGCCUAGCUCUGAUUCAGAGUGUGAGGAGGGAUCAAGCGUUGUUGCUGGCCAGUCAAAGGCUUUAGAAAAACGAGCCAAGAAUAUUAAAGAAAACAAAGAAAUGCUUGCUAAACUAUUGGCUGAAUUGAAUUCAGUGCCAGGUUUUUUCCCUCUGAAGUCAAACAGUGUAACUACCCCUAAACAGAAAAAAUCCCCCAAAAAAACAUCUGUGGAAGGACAGAGUGGUCGUCGCAACCCCUCGCGUAGUGCUCGGCCUCCUGAGCGGUUUGGUGUCGAGUGCUUUUCAGUGUCUCCCACUAAGCUGAUGGAGCGGCUUAAUUCUAUUGGCAAAAGGGCUACUUUACAGAAAAAGCUGCUGGAGAUGAGCGAUUUGGAGAACAGUAGGAGUCCCAGAAGGAGGUCAUCCAAGCAUGGUGUUUCACGUUCUGUGACAGACAUCACCGAAGAAGAAUUAGAAAAUGUUGCAAUUACCAGUAAAGAUAAGCUGUAUGACAAAAUUAAUGGAAGCACUUGCCAUCAAUGCAGACAGAAGACCAUAGAUACCAAAACAGUGUGUCGCAACCCUGACUGCUGGGGAGUUAGAGGACAGUUCUGUGGCCCAUGUCUUCGCAAUCGUUACGGUGAAGAUGUACGAGCUGCGCUGCUAGAUGCACUCUGGGUUUGCCCCCCGUGUAGGGGCAUAUGCAACUGUAGUUUCUGUCGUAAGCGAGAUGGUAGGUGCGCUACGGGGAUCCUCAUUCAUAUGGCCAAGUUCUAUGGUUACAACAAUGUGAAGGAGUAUCUGGAAAGCCUUCAGAAGCAGCUCUCCAGUGGACACGAGCUUUCCGAAUGAGGACACCUUCAAUGCAAUUAUUCCAGGAGCUGGACUGAAACAAAUCGGAAAAGUUAGCGGUUUGCAAGCUUCACAGUUUGAAACCUUUUCUUUAAAAUAUGUGUUUUAUAAAAAUUUCUGCACUGUAAGCCUGUAAACAGUUUUGCUGCUUUAGUAAGAAUUAGGAUAAAUAGUCCUUUUAUAAUUUCUAAAUCUUACAAAAAAUGUUAAAUUGCCUUUACUUUCAACUUCAGCACAACCCUAACAUAUGUCUCUGUUAAUCAUAUCAUGAUUGUUAAAAGUAAGUCUGUUUUAUAACACUGUAAAAACUUUUAAAAUGUGUAUAUGCACCGUGUUUGUUAGUUGUAUAUGCCAAGGAUCUGGAGGUUUGAUUUUCCUUUCUCCCAGUUUAUGCCCACUUAUGGUGCUUUGAUCAGUCUGAUAUUCUUUUAUUUGGCAAGCCUGUGUAAUCAAGCCAUGUUUUCGAAAACGUUUUAUAAACAUUUUAAAAUAAAAGAUUUUAUUUUUCA